Molecule: messenger RNA, 490 nt
Organism: Phyllostomus discolor (pale spear-nosed bat)
Lineage: Eukaryota; Metazoa; Chordata; Mammalia; Chiroptera; Phyllostomidae
Product: intersectin-1-like
Exons: 1
Coding region: 68-421 (117 amino acids)
Source: RefSeq, a predicted model, not a curated record
AGGACUAUCAAACCAAAGAAACAAAGAACAAGAAGACAUAGUAAUACUGAAAGCAAAGAAAAAGACUAUGGAAUUUGAAUUAGAAGCUCUUAAUGAUAAAAAACAUCAACAUGAAGAAAAACUUCAAGAUAUCAGAUGUCGACUGACUACCCAAAGGCAAGAAAUUGAGAGUACAAAUAAAUCCAGAGAGCUGAGAAUUGCUGAAAUCACCCAUCUACAGCAACAGUUACAGGAGUAUCAGCAGAUGCUGGGAAGGCUUAUUCCAGAAAAGCAGAUACUCAGUGACCAGUUAAAGCAAGGUGAGCAAAACAGUUUACACAGAGAUUCACUCCUUACACUCAAAAAAGCCUUGGAAGCAAAAGAACUGGCUUGUUGGCAGCUCAGAGACCAACUGGAUGAAGUUGAGAAAGAAAGUAGAUAGAAACUAUAGGAGAUUGAUAUUUUCAGUAAUCAGCUGAAGGAACUAAGAGAAAUACAUUAUAAUCAGCAG